AUGGGCAGGCGACCGCUUUGGAGCAGCCUACGACUCCUGCAACAAGCGCUGGCAGGCCGGUCCACGACUCGGUCGCAAGUUCCACUGGGGCCACGUAAUCGCCCUCAUCCCACGAUGUGGCUGCACUCGUGGGCCCUGCUGCAUGGGCAUGCGAGCGCUCGCGGUCACCGGGCACCUCCCCGUUUUCAGAGCUCCGCCAUGCUCUUCGAGUCCACAGAACGCGCCCCGGGUUCUACCCGCAGAGCAGCUUACCCAUCGACUUUGACCACCGGAUCAGCUCGUGAACAAGGUCACGCCUGCCGCGUGUGCCACGUGCAGGACAACGUCUACGCAUCCGAAGUGACCGACGUACUUGACGCCGCAGAUAUACACGCUCUGGGUCUUUCACGUGUGGCACCCUACCGAGCCGGCACCCCCACGCCUACCACAUCUGCUCCUGGAAGGAUGUCCGAUCGCCGACACCAUGGACAGCCUUCAGCACAACUCAUCCGGCCACCCACAUCAUGGACGGGCUCGGGUCGUAGCAAUGAUCAGGUCUCAGAUCUUGAAGAUACGCCGUUGGAGCGCAGCUCAUCGAGCAGGGAUUCACAUCCAGGGACUCACCAACCAGGCAAACUGCAGUCGUCCCCCCACAUCCAGUUCGAGCUUGGCGCCUUACAGGAAACUUCACCCCCCUCCUCUCCAGAUCCAUCUCUAUCGCGCAAUGCUAGUACGGAUGGUCAUCUUCCAGAACGGCCAAUGGGUGCGAUCAGUCCCCGGUGUAACGGGGUGGCAAACAAGAGUAGUGCAGGCCAGCAAGCAACUCAGGACGCACCAGAGGUGCCCAACAUCCUGGCAAACGACGACGGAGAGGGUAUUCUUGAGACGAUCGAGGAGGGGUUUGAUGUUGUCAUGGCCCAGGGAUCUGAGGCUGAAUCUGACUCUCAACCACGUAUGGACUGUUCCUCCGUGAAUCGAGGGCCCAACGAGGACCACGUGGAAGACGACCUGAAUGCCGAUGAGAUUUGGAGCAUAAUCUCUUCUCUGGAAUCCACCCGGACUACAGCCGAGCGUUCGUUCACCAUGACAGCGGAACAGCGAACGGUCCACAAUCUCACGAUCCAGAUUUCGCACCUUCAACUCAAACUUCACAGCCUCAGUGAUUUGCAAAUGGCCGCAUGUUCUGAUCAAGUCGGGAUGCUCGUGGAGCAUCUCCAGAGACUGCGGCAAAAGUUCAGAGCGCAGUCAAAGCAUGUCAUCAAAAUUGAAAAGCAACUGGAACAUUGGGCGGAGGUGCAACGUCAAAGAAAGGAACUAAAACACGAGGACGGGCAGUCGUCGGACUUGAACACGAAUCCGGAAGACCAUCGCCACCCAUUUCACCACUCCUCCCACACAAUGGCCGCUCGCUUACACGCCAUAAGUCCGCAGGGUACGGAUGUGUUGGCCAGUGGGGAGAACAACGCCAGACCUUUAACAUCACCGCGACCCAACAUCCACCUCGUGGCGGUUGGAGAUCAUGGUGUUGGCAGGGCAAGGACAGAGCAGUAUUGGCAUCCUACCAAACGCAGCGUCGGGGAACAGGCGUGGGAAGCAUUCUCAACAGAACAGGACGGCCAUCACGACAUCAGCUGCGUCGGCGAAGCUCCGUGGACGCAAGAAGACUAUGCGGAUGUUUUAGAGCACGGCUCCGCUUCUUUUCGCGGUGCAGCGGAUCCCCAGAGGCGGGCAUGGUCGGCCAAGUUGACCAACAUCACCAACAACGAUUUAUGGUGCGCCGAAGCUGAGUUCGUGGAGGACCAACUGUUCGAUAAAGCGAAUCACAGCCCCACGGGUAAUGAAGCGACGGCUAGGGCAAAAGCAUUAGAUGCACUACGAACGAUGGAAGAGCAAGGACGUAACAAGGUGCAGAGCAACGGGGCUGGAUCUGCGGAGAUCAACUCUCCACAGACGGACGGUUCCCGCAUGGCGCCCCCGUUACAGGCUAUGGCUUCCUCUUGCAUCGAUUGGCACACGUGCUUGCUACAAUUUAUCUUUGCCUUCAUUGCCACACUGCUCAUUUACUACCUAUUCUUCGUCCUUUCCUGCGAACGAGGUUAG
Paraphaeosphaeria sporulosa is the source of this 2079-nucleotide messenger RNA. RefSeq lists its product as uncharacterized. The record is from RefSeq and is a predicted model, not a curated record. The coding region runs from base 1 to 2079 and encodes 692 amino acids. NCBI's taxonomy places the organism in Eukaryota, Fungi, Ascomycota, Dothideomycetes, Pleosporales, Didymosphaeriaceae. The transcript has a single exon.